AUGGGAGACAAAGUUCUACCUCCUCCUCAACAUGGAAUGUUGAAUGAUACUGUGCAAGAUUUUAAAGAUAAGAUUGUAGCAUUGACCGAUCAAUUGCAACUUAUGACGAUGGCAAUGGCACACCAACAACGACGACAAGAAGAGACCACUCGCCAACAAGAAGAAACUGCUCGUCAAAUAAAACAACUUGCCCAAGUUAGGGAUCCAUUGGUAAACCCUGGACCUAACCUUAUUGCACGCAGGAACAUCCGUGGCGGACGUGGCAAUGUUAGGCGUGGUCAAGGUGGUGGACGUGGUAAUGAAGGGCAAGAUGGUGAGCGAGAAGAAGAAGGUCAAGGAUAG
Oldenlandia corymbosa var. corymbosa is the source of this 342-nucleotide messenger RNA. Lineage: Eukaryota; Viridiplantae; Streptophyta; Magnoliopsida; Gentianales; Rubiaceae. The record is from the annotation of a GenBank genome assembly.